AAAGCCGCACCAGACCCUGCCCAAUGACACAUCCCCAAAUAGCGUCUCUCCGCACGUGGCGUCUGUGUGGUAGUGAUCACUAGUCAGGGCGCGGGCAGUUAGCUAGGCGGGGUUCUGGCUUAGCGCAGCUCUCUCUACCGCGGCGUGCUGAUUGGGUGGCCUGUGACGAGCCUCCCUGCUGCCUGUCCCGGUGCUAGUCUAGCGCCGUGCCCGCGCCGGCGAGGGUUCGGCGCCUUUUGCACGUAGUUGUCUCAUUGGUGUCGCGUGACCAAACCCCGCCGUUGCUCUCGGCGCGCGGCUCUGCGGCACCGGCCGGUGGGGGCUGAGCGCGCCCGGCCAUGGAAGCGACGGGUGGGUUGUGGCAGCGGCUGUCGGGGCCAGAGGAGCGGCGGCUGCUGGAAAUCCUGUCCUACGGGCUGGUGGGCGCGGGGGCGCUCUCCGCGCUGUUGCUGCGCUUCGUGCGGAUGCCGUACGGGCGCUACUCCACGCGCCGCUUCGGCUGCCCUGUGCCCGUCCGCCUGGCCUGGGCGCUGCAGGAGCUGCCGUCCCUGCUGGUCCCGCUGGGGCUGAGCCUCUUCAGCGGCGCGGCCCGCGUCUCCAAGUGGCCGAACCGGGUCCUGCUGGCGCUCUUCAUCGGGCACUACGCACACAGGGCACUCAUCUUUUCUUUCUUGAUUCGUGGAGGAAAACCAACACCAUUCAUUACUUUUGCACUAGCACUCAUAUUCUGUGUCUAUAAUGGAUACUUGCAAGGUCGGAGCUUAAGUAAUUAUGCAGAAUAUCCUUCUGGUUGGCUGAAAGGUCCUUGUUUCAUUGUAGGUUUUGCAGGAUGGCUGAGUGGCAUGACAAUUAAUAUCUAUUCUGAUCACAUUCUCAGAAAUCUGAGAAAACCAGGGGAAACGGGCUACAAAAUACCAAGAGGUGGAUUGUUUGAAUAUGUAACUGGAGCCAACUUUUUUGGAGAGAUUCUUGAAUGGUUUGGAUUUGCUCUUGCCAGCUGCACUAUUGAAAGUGCUGCUUUUGCCAUAUGCACACUUUUCAUCCUAGGUUCCAGGGCACACCAACAUCAUCAAUGGUAUCGUGAGAAAUUUGAAGACUACCCAAAGUCCAGGAAGAUUGUGAUUCCAUUUGUGCUCUGAGGUGUGCAUCAUGGAGUUGGCUGACUUUGAAUGAUGGUGGUUGCUAUUCUGAAAAUAUUCAGUUGACAAACAACUCCCAACAAGUUAGCCUAAAGGUUUUCUUUUAACAUUUUCAGUAUCACUUUUGUUGGUUUCCUAACAUAUAAAAUACAACUGAUGGAUGAGGCCAUAGUGACAGAAGAGUCAGCCAUCCUGUUCCUAUUUGGAGCAUAGUGUAAUAACUGCCUUAAUAAGAUCGUAUCUUCAUCAUUGGAACUACAGUGGUGUCUGUAUUGCUUCUUAUCCUGCCUCUACCUGUUGCCGUUUCUGCCUCAGCCAGGCACAAUACCUCCAAGAUCUCAUAUUGCACCAUAUCAGUGGAUGCUUGUGCACUAUCUACCCCCACACAAACACAGGAUUGACUUGCCUCACCCCCCCGGAUAAUCUAGUGCUAGUAGUGUCACUAAAUGUAGUCUUUGUACUCAGUAUUAUGCCUAGCCACUGAGCAAGGAGUAGUGGUGAGAGCUAUCCUCAGCCCCCGCACAUCUGUGCAGGCACAAACAAUAGAACACUGUUAACACUACAUGCACUACUUAUGACAGUAGCAGUAACUUUGGCAAAUAAUGGGUUAAGAUUUACUUCUUCCUCCAGAUUAAUAACUCUCUCAGGUACUUUUCAGUGGCUGGCUUCUCACCCACUUCCAUGGCAUGUUCUACUUUCCUUAUUUUUUCCAUUCUACUCUUUGUUCUGCUUUUUAUUUUUCAUAUGAGAAAUAUUAGUGUUACUGGUAAAGGAUUUGCCUUAAUUUUUUACCAGUCCCCGCUGACAUUCUAAUGACUUUUAAAGUUUACAUUUGGUAUCUAUUUCUGUUUUAGGAGGUUUAGGGUCUUUAACCGACACUUUUAGUAGUUUUGGGUAGCACUGUUUUCUGGCUUGCCUAAAAUAACAAACCUCACCUCCUAAGAACUAUAGAGAAUUUUUCAAAAAUGUUUUUACUUUAUGAUAAGUGUAUGGAUGACACCUGUUUUCCAAAGAGAACUGGAUUUUUGAAUACUUGUUUUUUACCUUAAUAAUGUCAAGUCUGUUCUCCUUUCCUAGAUUUGCUGGAGGACCUCUGUGAGCUCACAGUAGACAUUCAUGAGAGUUCCAGUACCUUAACUGAAAGAGUGGGGCUGUUGAAUCUUAAACAGAGACUUAAUUGCUGGGUUUUAAAUAGGGACUAAAAGUAAAUGGAGUUUUAAAUAGCGAUUUAAAAAUCCCUUCUCUUCCCAAUUGCUCAGCUUUCAGUCUCCUUUCUCUUGUGAUAUUCCUACUUUUCCAGUCUCCAUAGUCUUUUACAGUAGAAAAGUCCUGAAUCUUUAAUGUAAAAAACAAGCAGAAAGUGUUUUAACAUUUUUUUUCUUUAUAUAAAUCCCAAGGAAAGGCACAAGCCCAGUUUCUCUUUUUUGGGUGGGGUCAGGGGAGGAGGGUUGUUUUCAUUUUCUUUGGAAGUUGCCUUUUAAAUAUUCUCAAUCUGCCUGGACACUCUUUAGAUCUUAAGUGCUGCUUUGAAGACAAACAAAGCUUAGCUGUAUUGCCUUCUUUAAAGCCUUAUCUUAAUUCCAACAUAAUUUGAGUCUACCUGCCUCCCAUUUCAGACCAACAAGGCAGCCUUUGCCUACCCACACUGAAAUUAACCUCCCUCACCAUCUCCUUCCCUCUAAAGCAACUUUGCUGUACUGUUUGUCAUUUUUGGAUUUUGGCAGGUGGUUAAUAAAAACUUUUAAAAAAUUUG
Malaclemys terrapin pileata is the source of this 2892-nucleotide messenger RNA. RefSeq names its product steroid 5 alpha-reductase 1 (gene SRD5A1). Gene Ontology annotation, cellular component: membrane. NCBI's taxonomy places the organism in Eukaryota, Metazoa, Chordata, Testudines, Emydidae. The record is from RefSeq and is a predicted model, not a curated record. The coding region runs from base 339 to 1139 and encodes 266 amino acids. Gene Ontology annotation, molecular function: 3-oxo-5-alpha-steroid 4-dehydrogenase activity. Gene Ontology annotation, biological process: steroid biosynthetic process. The transcript is spliced from 5 exons.